Molecule: messenger RNA, 388 nt
Organism: Neoarius graeffei (lesser salmon catfish)
Lineage: Eukaryota; Metazoa; Chordata; Actinopteri; Siluriformes; Ariidae
Product: tumor necrosis factor receptor superfamily member 10B-like
Exons: 3
Coding region: 1-342 (113 amino acids)
Biological process (GO): signal transduction
Molecular function (GO): protein binding
Source: RefSeq, a predicted model, not a curated record
AUGACUCUCGAAAAUGGAACACUGUGUAGGCUUGUUCCUUUAAAUGCAGAUGACUCUCUGAGGAAAAGCUUUGACCUGUUCGGAGAGAUAGACAUGAACUACCACAACCGCUUCUUCAGGUUCCUCGGCCUGAGCGACAACAUCAUAAAGACCACCGAGAUGACCUGUUCUUUGCCUGAGGAUAGGGUGUACGAGCUGCUGAAGGUCUGGAUGGAGAAAGAAGGCAUGAAGGCGGAUUUUAACAGCCUCAUCGAAGCCCUUUGUUAUCUGAACCAGAAGCUGUCUGCAGAAAGCAUCAUCGCAAGAGCCAUCGAGAGUGGCUACUUCAGAUAUGAAGACUGAAAACAAGCACAAGAUCUUCUAUGGUGCUUGUGGAAAACUGUGAAAA